Molecule: messenger RNA, 1503 nt
Organism: Thecamonas trahens ATCC 50062
Lineage: Eukaryota; Apusomonadida; Apusomonadidae
Product: WD repeat domain 51A
Exons: 1
Coding region: 9-1454 (481 amino acids)
Molecular function (GO): protein binding
Source: RefSeq, a predicted model, not a curated record
GAGGAGCUAUGUCUGAAGACCCGACCCUCGAGCGGGCGUUCCGCGGGCACCGCGACACGGCGACUGCGGUGGCCUUUGCGCCCGACAUGUCGCAGCUGGCGUCGUCGUCGGCCGACGGGACGGUCAUGCUCUGGCAGUUCCGCCGCAACAUGCGGGCAUUCCGGUUUGUGGGCCACAAGGCUGCGGUGCUGGACGUGGACUUUGCGCCGUCGGGCCAGCUGGUGGCGUCGGCCUCGCGCGACGCGACUGUCCGGCUUUGGAUUCCCACUGUCCGCGGCUCAUCGACGGUGUUCAAGGCCCACUCCUCGUCGGUCCGCUCGGUCUCGUUCUCGGCAGACUCGCGGGCGCUGGUCACCGCUGGCGACGACAAGAUCGUCAAGCUGUGGGAUGUUGCCACCCAGCGGUUCAUGGCCUCAUUCAAGGGCCAUACCAACUGGGUCCGUUCCGCCGCUAUCUCGUCCGACUCGCGGCUGCUGGCGUCGGGCUCGGACGACAAGACUGUCAAGCUCUACGACGCCGGCUCCAAGGCUAUCACUUCCACCUUUUACGCCACGGCUCCGGUCAACACGGUUGCCUUCCACCCAGACGGCACCUGCCUGGCCACCGGCUCGUCCGACGGCGCCGUCCAGCUCUACGAUCUGCGCAUGAACAGGCUCUUCCAGCACUACUCGGCUCACUCGGACGCAGUCAACUCGGUUGCCUUCCACCCCUCCGGAAACGUGCUUCUCUCGUCGUCUGAGGAUGCGUCGCUGCGGAUGUUUGACCUCCGCGAGGGCCUCCUCCUCUUUACCCUCAACUCGCACACGUCUGCCACCUGUGGCGCCGCGUUCUCGCGCGACGGCGAGUACUUUGCCUCGGCCUCGGCCGACAAGCAGGUCCAUGUCUGGCGGACCGCGUUUGAUGCUUGGGCCGACGCUGCCGACGCCUAUCCGUCUACAGCGCCUGCUCCCGCCGCGCCUCCGGCUUCUGCCUCGCUCUUUGACGAGUCGCGUGUCGCGCCGGUCUUUGACGACGAGCCCGUCGACGUCGCGCCUGCACUCUUCGACUCGCACUCGGUCGCGGCCUCUGCUGCCGACGCCUCCUUCCGGUCCUCGCUCCCGGCUGGCGCAUCGGCCGAGCGCGCGCCGGUCGCGUCGUCGCCGCCGCCGUCGUCGGCGUCGUCGGCCUACGCCCAGGCGCCGGCUUCCCACACCGAGGCGCUCGAGGAGCAGACGUACUCGGACGAGCUCCGCCGCGACCUCUCUCAUAUUGUCCGUCAGCUCGACGUCCUCACCUCGACCAUGGGCAUCAUGGAAGAGCGCCUGACCUUUGUCGAGGACCAGGGCCGCGUCGUCCAGUCAGAGCACCGCGAGGUCAUGGACGCCCUCCGUGUCCUUGUCCAGCACCAGCAGGGACACGCCGAUCAGCACCAUCAGCAGCACCAGCAGCACCAGCAGCACCAGCAGCAGCAGUAAGAGUGGUAGCAGUAGUGGAAGUAGUACAAGCAGCAGCAACAGCUUCAGC